Messenger RNA from Aspergillus japonicus CBS 114.51, 438 nucleotides. Its product is annotated as PLAC8 family protein. The transcript has 3 exons. The record is from RefSeq and is a predicted model, not a curated record. The coding region runs from base 1 to 393 and encodes 130 amino acids. NCBI's taxonomy places the organism in Eukaryota, Fungi, Ascomycota, Eurotiomycetes, Eurotiales, Aspergillaceae.
AUGGGCGAAGGUCAAGAAUGGUCCAACGGCUUCUGGGACUGCUGCUCCCCAUGCAAGAUCUGCUGCCUCGCCUUCUGGUGCCCCUGCUGCCUCUUCGGCCGCACCGCCUCGCGACUCAAGGACCCAGCGCUGAAGGAGCAUGGCUCGAUGAACGGUGAUUGCUGCCUCUACUGCCUCGUCGGCUACUGCGGGCUAGGCUUCAUCCCGCUAAUGCUGAAGCGGGGCAAGCUGCGCGAGAAGUUCCAGCUCCAAGGGUCCGGGUGCGGCGACUGCUUCAAGUCGUUCUGCUGCCCGUGCUGCACGCUGAUGCAGAACGAGAAGGAGGCCGAGAGUCGGGCGGGCUUGCUGGAGAAGGGCGGGUAUCAGACGCCUGCGGGGAUGGAGUAUAAAUGAUUUUGUUUCCGGUGCUUGACUGUAAGGAUUGAGCUGGGAGGUUUG